AUGAAAGCCAUACAAUAUCUAAGAACUGGAGGCCCAGAAGUGCUGGCCUUUGUAGAUGUACCGAUUCCAUUGCUGGGCAACGGCCAAGUGCUGGUCAACAACUUCUUUGCAGGAGUAAAUUUCAUUGACACGUAUCAUCGAUCUGGACUAUGUAAGAUCUCCUUCCUCUCUUCCCGUCUUGUUCUUCGUGGAUCAUUUCAGCCUCGCCAAGCUCGUCACGACUUUGAUAUCUUCACCUACGAACCUCUUGCUGAGUUUUUAUCAAUUUUUAUCGUUUCAGAUCAGGUUCCUAUGCCAUUCAUUCCAGGACGUGAAGGCUCGGGCGUGAUUGAGAAAGUUGGUGAAGGUGUCACCGAUUUCAAAGUCGGCGACCGUGUCGUGUAUAUGAGUGGAUCUUCUUAUGCUGAGAAGGUCGUAGUGCCUGCUAAGCUGGUAUAUCACCUUCCUCCGAAUGUCUCAUUUGAAGAUGGAGUUGCUGCCUUCUUGCAAGGUUUAACGGCAAUAAUGCUCGUGAAGCUGUGCCACCACGUCGAGCCUAGCCAGUACAUAUUGAUUCACGCUGCAGCUGGUGGAACAGGUAGAAUCAUUGCGAGUCUGGCUCGAGAUAUGGGAGCAAUUGUUAUUGGAACGACAUCAACUAAAGCCAAGGCAGAGACAGCCAAAGCUGCUGGCUGUCAUCAUGUCGUGUUGUAUACUGAAACGGAUCUUGUGAGUGAAGUCAUGAAGAUCACAAACAAACGGGGAGUCUCUGCAGUAUUCGAUGGAGUCGGAAAGUCAACGUUUGAUGCAUCAAUAGCAUGCCUCAGUCGACUUGGAUCGAUGAUUUCUUUUGGUAACGCGUCUGGUGCCGUUCCGCCUGUGGAACUCUUCAAGCUGUCACCAAAAGCUUUAAGGCUCAUGCGACCUACUUUGAACACCUUCUCUGAGGACGAGCCUCUAAUAAGGUCUUGGGUAGAUGAACUGUUUACAUUGCUCUCUCACAAGAAAUUCACAGUGUUGAUCCAUCAGAUCUAUCCGCUGGCGAAUGCAGCCCAAGCUCAGAUCGAUAUUACGGGCCGUGCUACUGAGGGAAAACUGCUCAUUGCUUGUAGUAAAGUUACCAGCAGGUUGUAA
Molecule: messenger RNA, 1113 nt
Organism: Synchytrium microbalum
Lineage: Eukaryota; Fungi; Chytridiomycota; Chytridiomycetes; Synchytriales; Synchytriaceae
Exons: 6
Coding region: 1-1113 (370 amino acids)
Biological process (GO): cellular response to oxidative stress
Cellular component (GO): cytoplasm
Molecular function (GO): quinone reductase (NADPH) activity
Source: RefSeq, a predicted model, not a curated record